UCAGACACAAGCUGUUCAACAGCCUUCGUCUCUCACAUCAUCAUCAUCAUCUCUCAAGAGCAGACAGUCGGAGCGGCGCCGAGGAUGGCAUCACAUCAGGAAUACUAACAGCAACAGUUGCGGCAGAGCUGCAACAUAAAAGUCUGGGGAGAAUUGGGGAUGGCAUCACGGGGAGACCUGUGAGUUUUGGGUGAAGCAACACGUUUGUGAACCCCAGCAGUGGCCCGUCACCACGCCAGCAUCCCCGCCGUGAAUGAACAAACAGCAGGAGGCAGUGGCGAGCAGACUUUCCCACGAGCUUCCACCGAAAAAAGCACGACGGCAGCAGACUGACCGGCUCCCGCCAUGACGCGCCGGUAGACCACGCGUCGGGAGUUUGAAUCUCUUCUCAAAGUUUCCGCACCAGUCGUCGCCGAGCGUGGUUUCUUUCUCAGGUGAGGGGUUUCUGCCGUGGGGGGCAGCUGACAUCCGUCCAAGACGCCGCGAGCCGUACUCCGCGUGAAGAAUGCCCAGACGCGCUUGGCCAAGCCGGCCGACCCGGGCCCGACGCCGGGUCUGUACAUGGAGCGAUCGCAGAGCCGCAUCAGUCUGUCGGCGUCCUUCGAGGCGCUCGCCAUCUACUUCCCAUGCAUGAACUCCUUCGACGAGGACGAUGGAGUGGACACGGAGGGUCGGAAACUGAAAGGAGCCAUUCAGAGGAGCACGGAGACGGGACUCGCCGUGGAGAUGCCGAGUCGGACGGUGCGGCAGGCGAGUCACGAGUCCAUUGAGGACAGCAUGAACAGCUACGGCUCGGAGGGAAAUCUCAACUACAGUGGGAUGUGCUUGGCGUCGGACACUCAGUUCAGUGACUUCCUGGACGGCAUGGGACCGGCCCAGUUUGUUGGAAGACAGACUCUGGCCACCACGUCGAUGGGAGACGUAGAGAUCGGACUGACGGAGAGGAACGGAGGGCUGGAGGUGGAGGUGGUCCAGGCUCGAGGGCUGAUCAUGAAGCCGGGUUCCAAAGGACCUCCAGCCGCCUACAUCAAGGUCUACCUGUUGGAGAACGGGACGUGCGUGGCCAAGAAGAAGACCAAGGCGGUGAGGAAGUCUCUGGACCCGCUCUACAACCAGGUCCUGGUCUUCUCCGAGAGCCCUCAGGGGAAAGUGGUACAGCUGAUUGUCUGGGGGAACUACGGCCGAAUGGACCGCAAGUGCUUCAUGGGCGUUGCUCGUAUCCUGCUGGAAGAGCUGGACCUGAGCAGCGUUGUGAUCGGCUGGUACAAGCUCUUCCCCACGUCCUCCAUGGUGGACCCAGCAACGGCGCCACUGAUCCGCCACUGCUCCCAGAUGUCGCUAGAGAGCACGGUAGGGCCCUGCUGCGAGCGCUCAUAACCCUCCCAGCGGGCCGCUGUUUUUACAUGUUGCACCUGAGAAGUGCGAAGACUCUGAACACGGCGGUCUCAGGUUCCCUGCGCCCACGUCGGCCCUCUAGGGAGCAGGUGGGCCGUCCGGACCCGCAGAGGGACUCCCGGCACUUCCUGAUCGUCUUUUGAUAUCGUCUCACACGCUUCUUUUGUUGUCGGGAAACUAAUGCUCCGACGCAGGAAUGUUCCCUUUGAUGGAAACCUACUUCAAAGGAGGACUCAGUUCUGGAUGUGAUCACGCCGCCGGGACCAGAACUCACAGAGGACUUCAGCUUCAUCACCACCUCCAUAUUUGUUUCUGUUCAUCGACCGAUCCCUUCAGCUGGAGGUCAGAGGUCGGAGGUCGGAGGUGGAUCCUCAAGAAGAUCAUCUUGUUGGGAUGUUUUUGUUUCUCGCGUCUCACUGUUGUCAGAUCACUGGUCACAAACGUCCACGUGACCUUCGUCAGUCAUUAAAACGUUUAAUGAAGUGACUCGAUAAUGAACACAUAGAAUUCACCAGAAGCCAGAAUUCAGUUUUCUUCCUGAAACGCAACAUCUGGCUCACAAAUGCAAACCUAAUCUUUUCUAUCUAAUCUCCUACAUCUAGUCGUAACUUACUCAUUCACUGACUUUUGUCCUGUAACCAGAACUAUCUUUACUGUACGAACUAAUAGAUUCUUUUCAAUUCUGUCGUUGUGAAGAAUGUUUCACCUUCAACGACAAACUUCUGGAAGUUUCACGCUGCUCAGUAGCAGGACUCAAACAAUGAAAUAGAAUCGUAGAGUUAAGACUUCCAGUCACACGAGUCGUGACAUGAAGACUUGCAAUGGUUUAAGCAUAUCAUCUCUUUUUACUGUAAAAAAAUUAUUUACAGUAUGUUGCAUUGAUUGUUUAAACUCCCACCAUGUGACCCCUCACAAAUGAACAAGCUUGUCAAUAAUAAUAAUAACAAUAAUAAUAAUAAUAUGUCUAUUUUCAGCAUUACUAUUAUCAUAUCAUUAUUGGUAACUUGGAAACUUUUGGUCGGAAGAUAUGCAAGUUUUACAUUUAUCAUCUUUCAACAGACUUUCUUUCUUUCUUUCUUUUUUAAAAAUAAAUUUCUCCAUUUAAAUAUGCAUUUAUUUAGAACUAAACAUAAGCAUGCAAAUUCUUGCUAUUAUGAUGUUUAGAUGAACCCAGACAAGGUAAUUAUUUUAGUGUUUUUCGUUUCAAGAGACAUUAGUCGGCGGUGUAUUGUUGUUAUUGUGUCUCACUCCCGCAAAUUGAAAUAUAUUUCUUAGUCGUGAUAAAAUAAUCUGAUAUGAAAAUCAUUGUGAGGAACAAUGAAAGCAAUUUUGGCAAAAAAUACGGUACACUUCCGACAAAGGAAGUCAAAUACGAACUGACAAACAUGACAUGCCUCUGAGGCACGUACCACCAACAUUUAAGCUUUGUUAGAUUCCAUGUUCUAAUUUUACUUCCAUCACCAGCAUCCAUCUAAUAGCAGCUUGUACGACGCUAAUCUCUGCCAACCUGCGUCCCCUCCGUCGUCCACUUCAAUUACAGACCAGUGAACGGCGAGUGACAACGUGUGACGGCGGUGUUCCGGCUGCUCAGAGAAGCUCUUAUUCCAAAUAACAGCCGUGAUCCGCUGAGACACCCGGUGAUUAACAUCCACCCGGAGGAAGCAAAGGCAGCGCUGCGGCACAGAUGGAGAGAGCCAAGCAGAACAUAUCAAUGUUGUGAAUCACACACCACUUUAUUUAGCACUCAUACUUGUUCACGUGUACAUAAUCCAGUCACGGCGUCGCCGUCAUCGUUCAGAUGAUAAUAAUAAAAAAGGGUUAAAGGGACUUUUUUGCUAGAGCUGAAGAAUGUAGCGCUAGCCAGUAGCAUCUGCAUGACUGAUCCGUUUCUUAUUUGGUCAAACUUAGCAUGAGCCGUUAUUAGCUACCAGCUGACAAAUUCUGUUGAAUAAGAGUAAACGUGUAGCUGUUUUUCUUUGACAAAUAAUGCAAAUAAGAAGAAGACACCUUGUUAUAUGACGAUAAAUAUUCGCCUUGAGUUUAAGAUUAAUAAGAGUAUUGAAUUGUUGAAACCACCUGGGUCAUAUGUGACUCAAAAUAUAUAUUUUUAAAUUUUCGAUAAACAAGUUUGAGUUGAGUUAUGUCGUCAUGAGCCAUCUUGAAAACUUCAUUAUAAAUCACUCAAAAAAAAAAAAGAUUCCUCAGGAGUCUCCUGACCUUCAUUGACCUCUCCAUGUUAUAGCGUCAAUCGAGUGUCAUCACUUCCGAUCUUACACACACAUUGUGCGUGGAGGAAGUUAAACCUGGUCAGUGGGAGGAGCACCCCGUAUCUGACUUGUUUUCAGUCGAUGAAACUCACUAAAGCAAUAAAACAUGAGAAAGUGGAGUAUAUAAAAAUAACGUCAACACUUGAAAAUGUUGUCACAGUGUUGUAGAGGUCAUGUUGCGUGACGUUUCAGAAUCAUUCCUGCCUCUGCGCUAGAUGUGGUGUCACAGGUGGGAUCCUAAGACCCGAAGUGUUCAGCUCAUCCACUCAAUCUGAGAGUAGCCAAGUAAAUAAAAAAGAAGAAAAGAAAGCAACGAUUGGCAGAGUCCAAGUCUCUUGCAGUUCCAAAUAACUUGUCUGUCCGAUUCUCCUCCUUGACUUGUCGUCCUUGUAGUUUUCGAUGUGAAAGAUGUAGAGUCUCAACAUGAAUCAUGGCUGCGGAUGUCCAAAUGUAAACUUUAUGAAUAUAUUACGUUGUGUGCCGCGACCUUCUGAAUGUCACCAUCUGUGUUUCAAGCUGCAGCGCCCUCUUGAGAACCAUGUUUUAUCCAUGUUCUGUCACUCAACCCCGCCCCUAGGUUUCAUUGAUGAUGUUGUGAUGUCGACCCCAGGUUGUUGCUAUCUUGCUCAAUAUGUACUGUAAGACUUUGUAUCACUUUGUCUGAUGAGUCAUACGCGUCCCAAAACAUUGAAAUCUGGGUCCGUUCAUUUAUUAAUAGAGCUUGUUUGCACACUUUCAACCAACGACUUUACAUGUCGGAGGCAGUGCUGCAGCACGGAAGUAAAACCGGGUCAACAGGCAGCGCAAAUGAAAUCAGAAGGACUCACUCUGAUGUGUGGCACUCACAUUGUGUCUAGUUUUCAAGAGUUACUGAAGACCACAUCCUGUUGCGUUCUCUGACUCACUCGAGCACAGACUCGGCAAAUUCAGGACUCCCACUGACAUGGGCGCCGCCUAGUGGACACUAGACAUGUUCACGAAACCUUAUCACAAAUUCAAUGAGUCUGAGUCAGUAAAGAGUGACUCUCGAGUUCAGAAUCUGACACAGCUCUUUUCACAUCGCAGCACAUGAGCGUGUUUCCUUCUAGCAAAUGAUUUGAAUGUCGUAACUAAGACUUUUCUGUGAAUACUUAGAAAAAGUGUUGUUUCUUCAUGCUUUUGGUUUGUCGAGAAAAGAUUGUCGUUUCGUACGAUGAAGUGUCAUCAGCUGCACAUUUGAAGAUCAGACAUCGUGUUGAAACGCCACGCCUUGUCCCACUCUGUCCACGAGUUUAUCGCCACCAUGACGUAUGUAACAGAAGUGUUGUUUUCUUCGCUCCCACGUCGAUGGUUCGUACCACAUGAACUGUGUAGAGGCCUUAAACACUCGGUGUUCACUCGUCAGGGCUAACCAACUGAAGAUAAGAAACGAAGCAAAUGUUUUUCAGCUUCGAUGUUUCACGACAUUUAUCAACUGGAAUCUUGAAGAGUUGAUGAUAUUUGUGGUCCUUCUUGGAUUUAUUCAGUCAAUAAA
Synchiropus splendidus (mandarinfish) is the source of this 5175-nucleotide messenger RNA. It is a transcript of the gene rims4, whose product is annotated as regulating synaptic membrane exocytosis 4. The transcript has 6 exons. The record is from RefSeq and is a predicted model, not a curated record. Bases 562 to 1377 code for a protein of 271 amino acids. Gene Ontology annotation, molecular function: transmembrane transporter binding; small GTPase binding. NCBI's taxonomy places the organism in Eukaryota, Metazoa, Chordata, Actinopteri, Syngnathiformes, Callionymidae. Gene Ontology annotation, cellular component: cytoskeleton of presynaptic active zone; presynaptic membrane. Gene Ontology annotation, biological process: calcium ion-regulated exocytosis of neurotransmitter; positive regulation of synaptic transmission; regulation of membrane potential.